UCUGAUAAGUGUUGAUAAGCUUAUCGUUGUGGAACAACAUAACCUCACUUUUUUCUCGUUAAAGCCGUCGAUAAAAUGUGUUAAUUUGAGUUUCGCCAUGCAUAUGUCGUUUUGGUGGGAUUACAAGCUCUCCGAUUACCUGUUUCGGGGGCUGUCGUCGCACUCAAUUGGGGGCCUUGUCGGCAUGUGUCUCUGCGUGGCCUCCAUGUCUUUCGCUUUUGAAUUUCUGCGCUACUUGCAAGCCAAACAACGUCAGAAGGAGCUGAUUCUCAGAUCGGAGCAACUGAAAACGAUUUGCCCCACUGAGACCUCGACGCUGCUCGAUGGGGCCCCCGCGCCCCCAGGGGUCGCAAUCACACCGAUGCACAGAACGUUUCUAUUUGUUUCGGAGAUUGGGCUUUGGUUCUUUUUACAAAACUUGGGUUAUAUUUUGAUGUUGUCUGUAAUGUUGUACAAUGGAUGGUUGUUUGUCUCAGCUGUGGUGGGCGGAGGCUUGGGCUAUUUCGUUUUCGGCCAAAUGUUUAUGAAGAUUAAUUUGCAAAACUGCCAGAUUAUCAGAGACACGUGGUGCAUGCAAAAGUGCGGAGAGCCAGAUCCCGAAACCCAGUCCAGCGAUUCCUGAAACGCCCCUUCUAACCCCUGAUUCAAAUUAUUUUGUAAAAUGUUUAUUUGUUGACAAAAAAUUGAAAAUAUUGGAAUUCCAAUAAAAAUACCCUAGCAUACCAACAUAAGAUGUAAAAUGCACUAGAUUCCCACGUUUGAUAAACUUGUCAAAUUUGGUGAAUUUGACAUUUUAGGUUGGUAG
Messenger RNA from Tribolium madens (black flour beetle), 805 nucleotides. Its product is annotated as high affinity copper uptake protein 1-like. The transcript has 3 exons. Lineage: Eukaryota; Metazoa; Arthropoda; Insecta; Coleoptera; Tenebrionidae. Gene Ontology annotation, molecular function: copper ion transmembrane transporter activity. Bases 98 to 622 code for a protein of 174 amino acids. The record is from RefSeq and is a predicted model, not a curated record. Gene Ontology annotation, cellular component: plasma membrane. Gene Ontology annotation, biological process: intracellular copper ion homeostasis; copper ion transmembrane transport.